CUGCCAAUCACGCUAUUUACGCUGAACACGCCCAAUACGCCCAGCACGCCGCUAAAGCAAGCUGGAUGUUGGAAGACGCCAUUUUCGCGCGUCCUUCCAGGGACACAGAUGCUAUCAAAUUCAUGAUUGAGAAUGAGAGGCAGAAUGUAUAAAGGGGGGAAUGGCGUGUGCGAUAUGUUGAGUGAGUGUAUCUUUCCCGCGACACUUUGAAAUUAUAUUACCAUUUCUUAACUCUGUUCGCUGUCCUUCCAUGGAUUCCACUACAUUCAAACAGUAUUGGCUACCAGAGAAAAAAGGCUUCGACUCCCUGCAAUUGAGAGCUGUUCCAAAGGAAUCACCCCAGCUUGGUCAGAUCUUGGUCCGCAUCAAAGCUGUCUCGUUGAACUGGCGAGAUGGUAUCGUCGCCAUCGGCACUUACCCCUUUCCCGGCCCUGAUGCCCUAGUUCCCGGAAGUGAUGGUGCUGGCAUCGUCGAAGCGGUCGGGGAGGGUGUGACCGAAUGGAAAGAAGGUGAUCGUGUAGUCGCCAACUUCACCCAAGAACACAUCGCGGGUCGUCUCACUCGAGAUGUCGGCUUAACCCAGUUGGGCGGUGAAGCACAGGGCCUUCUCGGGGAGUACUUUAUCUUUCCCAAGACAGGCGUGGUUAAGAUCCCCGACUACUUAUCCUUUGAAGAGGCUUCGUGCCUUCCAUGUGCCGCCUUGACGGCUUGGAACGCCUUGUAUGGGCUGACUCCUCUGCGGCCUGGCCAAGCCGUUCUUCUACAAGGUACUGGAGGCGUUUCCACUUUUGCGCUGCAGAUAGCACACGCCGCUGGAGCCAAGACCAUUGUGACUUCGUCAUCUGACGAUAAACUGGCGAAAGCAAAAGAUCUUGGUGCAACGUAUGGAAUAAACUAUAACAAGACUCCCGACUGGGCUGCGGAAGCCAUGAAGAUCACCAAGGGCAAGGGAGUCGAUCACAUCAUUGAGAUCGGGGGAACUUUGACACUUCAGGCAUCAUUCGAUGCGAUCGGUUUCAAUGGACAGAUCCACUGCAUUGGGCACAUCACCAAUCCUGAUCCGUUGGGUGCUGGUAAAGACCUUCGAGGUCCUGAUGCGGCUUUCCUCGCGUUGGACCGUCUCUGUGUUGUUCGAGGUGUCGUGGUGGGAUCCCGAGAGCAGCUACAAGAUAUGCUGGAGUGUUUUGAGACGAACGAUAUUCGACCAGUCAUUGACCGCGUGUUUCCUUUUGAGAAGGCUAGGGAGGCGUAUGAUCACCUUUGGAGCUCCACGCAUACCGGAAAGGUUGUUAUUCAGGUUCCAUAGACUAUUUGAGCAGUAGGCUUUUAUUGACAAAUGAAAUAAGAUUGAUCUUC
Molecule: messenger RNA, 1356 nt
Organism: Fusarium odoratissimum NRRL 54006
Lineage: Eukaryota; Fungi; Ascomycota; Sordariomycetes; Hypocreales; Nectriaceae
Exons: 2
Coding region: 251-1306 (351 amino acids)
Molecular function (GO): oxidoreductase activity
Source: RefSeq, a predicted model, not a curated record